Messenger RNA from Nothoprocta perdicaria, 3707 nucleotides. RefSeq names its product WW and C2 domain containing 1 (gene WWC1). Gene Ontology annotation, cellular component: cytoplasm. Gene Ontology annotation, biological process: regulation of DNA-templated transcription; regulation of hippo signaling; cell migration. The transcript has 23 exons. Gene Ontology annotation, molecular function: molecular adaptor activity; kinase binding. The record is from RefSeq and is a predicted model, not a curated record. NCBI's taxonomy places the organism in Eukaryota, Metazoa, Chordata, Aves, Tinamiformes, Tinamidae. The coding region runs from base 13 to 3363 and encodes 1116 amino acids.
GCGCCGCGCACCAUGCCGCGCAAGGAGCUGCCGCUGCCCGCGGGCUGGGAGGCGGCGCGGGACUACGACGGCAAGGUCUAUUACAUCGACCACGGCAGCCGCACCACCAGCUGGGUCGACCCUCGCGACAGGUACACUAAACCACUGACCUUUGCAGACUGCAUUAGUGACGAAUUGCCGUUAGGAUGGGAAGAAGCUUACGACCCUCAGGUYGGAGUGUAUUAUAUAGACCACAACACCAAAACAACCCAGAUCGAGGAUCCCCGUGUGCAGUGGCGGCGGGAGCAGGAGCACAUGCUGAAAGACUAUCUUGUCCUGGCUCAAGAGGCAAUUGCUGCGCAGAAGGAGAUCUAUCAAGUGAAACAGCAGCGGCUUGAAUUGGCCCAGCAGGAAUAUCGGCAGCUGCACGAUGUUUGGGAGCACAAGCUGGGCUCUCAGACUAGUUUGCUCUCUGGCUCGUCAUCCAGCUCUAAGUAUGACCCGGAGAUUCUCAAAGCGGAGAUUGCCACUACAAAAUCCAGGGUUAAUAAACUCAAGAGAGAGGUAGCUCACAUGAAACAAGAACUCCAGUACAAAGAACAUGGAUUUCAAACGCUGAAAAAAAUUGACAUGAAAAUGUCUGAUACUCAAGGUGGCUACAAACUUGAUGAAGCGCAAGCCAUCUUAAGUGAAAUGAAAGCCAUCAAGAAGGCUAUCACUUCAGGGGAGAAGGAAAAACAAGACCUCAUUCAGAGCUUAGCCAGGUUGAAAGACAGCUUCGUGAAUGACAGAGGAUCGCAGCCAGACGCGUGGGCCAGCAGCGUGUCCUUGGAGAGCUCCAGCCCUUCGUUACCCAGRCGGUACCUGGAUGUCAGCUCCCAGACGGAUGUUUCGGGAAAUUUUAUUUCAAGCAGCAGUAACCAAUUGGCUGAGAAAGUGAGAUUACGCCUCCGCUACGAAGAAGCAAAGAGAAGGAUAGCAAACCUGAAAAUCCAACUGGCCAAGCUGGACAGCGAGGCGUGGCCCGGCGUGCUGGAUUCUGAGCGGGACCGACUCAUCCUAAUUAAUGAGAAGGAGGAACUCUUGAAAGAAAUGCGAUUUAUUAGCCCCAGAAAAUGGACUCGAGGUGAGGUGGAGAGACUGGAGACGGAGAGAAAGCGCUUGGAGGAAGAUCUUCAGACAGCGAGAGACACUCAGAGCAAAGCUCUCACUGAGAGGUUGAAGCUGAAUAGCAAAAGAAAUCAACUAAUCCGAGAACUGGAGGAAACAACACGAUUAGUUGCCAUGUUACACACCCAGCUGAAAAGUCUCUCUACCAGCAUGCUUUCCCUCUCCUCGAGCAGCAGCCCCGGUUCCCUUGCAUCUAGCAGAGGAUCUCUUGCCACGUCCAGCCAGGAUUCUUCCACCUCGGCCAGUUACACGGAUCUUUACUACGAGCAAAUGGAACAGUUGGAGCAGUUGGACCCGGACUAUCAAAACAAAAUUGACUUGCUCUUAGAAGGAGCCACUGGAUUUAGACCGUCAGGCUACAUCACCACUAUUCACGAAAACGAGGUAGCCAAAACUCACCAAGCGGACGCCACCGGCCGCAUCCCAGCUCUGAGAUCGUUGUCCGGUACCCCCAAAUCGAUGACAUCGCUGUCCCCGAGGUCCUCUCUGUCUUCUCCGUCUCCGCCGUGUUCUCCACUGGCGAUAGACCCGCUUCUAACCGGAGAUGCCUUUUCAAGCCAUAUGGAUUUUGAUGACGCGGAGAUAAGCACAAAUCUCUCGGAACUCACCCUCAAUGUUGGGAGCGGCAACUACAGGCUGGAGGAGCCUAGAGCAGGAGAUAAACAUCUAGGUCAAGGCAUAAACCCAGCCGGAGGGCCAGCCCCGAGGGUGGCGUGCGUGUCUGCUGCGGUAUCCGAUGAGUCUGUCGCUGGGGACAGCGGGGUGUAUGAGGCAUCCGUGCAAAGACCCUGUGUGUCAGAAACGGUGUUUGACAGCGACGAUACUGAAGCGGUUGGGACUGCUAAAGUACAAAUUGCAAUGAGGUUUGAUGACAAAAAUAAACAAUUUGUCAUACUCAUCAUUCAGCUGAGUAAUGCUCCGGCCCUGAUGCUACCACAAGAUCAGAAAGUGAACAUUCGCGUGGCUGUUCUUCCCUGUUCGGAAAGCACGAGCUGCUUGUUCCGCACCAAACCGGUGGAGGCUUCCGACCACCUCGUGUACAACGAAGCCUUCUGGGUUCCGAUUUCCUACCCUGCCUUACGCCAGAAGACUUUAAGAGUUGAUGUUUGCACUGUAGAUAAAUCUCACCUUGAAGAAUGUCUGGGCGGCACGCAGAUUAGCCUGGCCGAAAUAUGUAGGUCCGGAGAGAAAUCGACCCGUUGGUACAACCUUCUUAGUUACAAAUACCUGCAGAAGCAAAACAGGAAAAAUAAACAAGGAAACAUUCAUUCUGAAGUAUCCUGCACUGGAAAAACAGACUCCGUGUCGGCGCUCUUGGAGCGCACGGCUGUCCAACUGGAGGCUGUGGAGAAGAAGCUGGAGGAGAGCAGAAGCACUUUAACUAGCGGGGAAAGCUGGCAAGAUGAAGAGGUUCCUGAGCAGGACGAGACCAGUGAAAAUGAGGCAGAGGAGGAGGAAGAAUUUUGUGCUGAGAAAUCACUGUGGGAAACGGAAGAAAGUCUGGAUUCCCAACCGGACCCGGAGAUGUCGGUGAAGGUGGAUAAGGAGACCAAUACCGACAGCCCCGCGCAGUCUUCUACUGUAGUUCGUCCGAAAGACAAAAGAGCAGCAAAUCCCCCGCAGACGCCCUUUGUCAGAGGCAGCGCCAUCAUCCGCUCCAAAACGUUUUCUCCGGGACCCCAAAGUCAGUAUGUGUGUCGGCUGAAUCGCAGCGAUAGCGACAGCUCGACCCUCUCCAAAAAGCCCCCCUUCGUUCGCAAUGCCAUGGAGAGACGAAGCGUCAGAAUGAAACGGCCUUCGAUUAAGUCUUUCAGUACAGAGCGUCUCAUCCGCACUUCCCUAGACCUGGAGCUGGACCUGCAGGCGUCGAAAACUCGGCACGACCGGCUAGUGCAAGAGAUCUCUGUGCUUAAGGAACUCAAGGAGCAGCUGGAACAAGCUCAGAGCCGAGGCGAGAAGGAAUUGCCACAGUGGGUGAAGGACGACGAGAGAUUUCGGCCGCUGCUGAGAUUAGUGGAGAAACGAGCUGAAAAAACGGAACACGGGUGCGAUCUGAAAGCCGAUAAGAUGAUGCGAGCGGCUGCCAAGGACGUGCACAGGCUCCGAGGACAGAGCCGCAAGGAGCCUUUGGAAGUGCAGUCCUUCAGAGAGAAAAUGCUGUUUUUCACGCGGCCGAGGAUGAACGUGGCGACGCUCUCCGCGGACGAUGUGUGAUCACCGUCAAGUAUUUGUUUCUUGGGACCAUUCCACAGAUGCGGUUUGUUUCUUGCAGUUAUUUAUGUGGUAUGAUGAAGGUACYGAGGCGUUUGUACAUUAGAGCUUUUGUCAGUAUGUGGAUGUUUUAAAGAUUUUUAGCUUAAAAGUUAUAUCACCACAGAAACCAGCAUUCAAGUGACGAGAUUGUAUAGUUUGUAUAUUUAGGAAGGUAUUUUUGGGAAAUAAUAGACUUUUAAAUAAGAACAAACACAGCGUCAGGUGCUGUUAUUCCUCAGUAAUGCUGCUUAGACCUUUUGUACGGCUCGGCCUUGUAGAGGCGUUUCCUGCAAUAAGGCACGUGC